Molecule: messenger RNA, 3962 nt
Organism: Pan troglodytes (chimpanzee)
Lineage: Eukaryota; Metazoa; Chordata; Mammalia; Primates; Hominidae
Product: podocalyxin-like
Exons: 7
Coding region: 1985-2362 (125 amino acids)
Source: RefSeq, a predicted model, not a curated record
AGUCGGAGUGGAGAUGUGACAAUGGAAGCAGAUGUUGGAAUUAUAUGUUUUGAACAUGAAGAAAGUGAAGGAGAGCUGAGGAUUGCAGGCAGCUUCUGGGACCUGGAAAAGGAAAAGAACAGAUUCUCUCUUAGAAUCUCCAGACAGAAUCAGCCCUGCUGACACCUUAAUUUUAAGUCUCAAGAUGGAUAUUAGACUUCUUAUCUCCAGAACUAUAAAAGAUUUAUAUUUUAAGCCACUAAUCUUGUGCUAAUGUGCUAUAGCAGUAAUAGAAAAUUAAUACAAUAAGAAUAAUCCUUUCCCUUAGCUCUAGACCUAACCUGAGCCAUUUUUACUGGGAAGAGAUUAUUCUUUUUUUGUCCUGUUUAAAAAGUAAAAACUAUAAAGUUAACAGUACUCUCAGUUACCAGCUUUUCAAGAAUCCACAUGUGACUAUUUCUUUGAGUUAUAUUUUUUUCUUGUAUCUGUGAUCACCAGUCCCUUCCUGAUGUUCCUCCCAACAGGUCUACAUUUUAAUCGACUUGAUCUCUGUCUUUAGAAUGAAUUCUGUAUUAUGUAGCUACCAUAAUUUGCUUAUUCAUUCUUACUGAGUUGAAAACUACAAAUUCCAAAUGCCUGAUAGCAUAAAUAAUACUAUAAGUAUCAUGUUUGUAAAUGUGUUUUUGUAGAGUGAGAUUAUAGAGCUAUAAGUUAUAUGCUUAUUUCAUUCUAUAAACAUUGCCUACUUGUUUUUUAAUAUAUCUACAUAUGCCAAUUCUUAAUUUUAGUUCAUGAAGAUUCCUUCUUUCACCCUUAUCCUUAUAAUCAUUUGGUAUAGUUUGACCCUCUAAUUUUUAUCAAUUUGAUAUAUGAAAGUUUUAAUUUCUUGCUUUAGUUUUACUUUUUUCUGAUAACUAACAAAACUGAGGAUUUCUUGAUAAAUGUGCCUAUCAUUUAGUGGCCAUGGUGUGUAAAGGGAGCAUCCAAAAACCAGGUCUUGAGGGUAAAGAAGAUGGAAGGAUGUUAUGUCAUGACCUGGUUUCCAUGGUAAUUACUAAGUUUGAAAAAAACACAUACUGACCCUAAGAGAUGAGAUGUAAUCUGUGAUGGAUGGGAGGCAGAACGGAGCUGCUCCAGAAUUCAAACCCUGUACAGGAUCCAGGUCUUUCCAGGAGACACAGACUUGGGCCUGGGACAGAAGCCCACAGAGAGUGACCUUCAGAAUGGACAAGAACAGAACUCCUGACAAGGGCCAGGGUGGUAAAACCAAGGUUCAUCUCUUCUUCCUAACCAAGGGGGAAGUGAUGAGGAAGAGUGGCUAAAGAGAUGUCUCACUGCAAAAAUGCACUGGACUGUUCUCACUAGCCAAGGGAAAUUCAAUAAAUGUUAGAGUUGUAUGGAAUCAUGAAUGUUCUCAAUUCCAUACCUAAAUACCAACAUACACCUUACAUAUUACUUAUGUUUGUACAUAAGUUAAAUAAUAAUAACAAGAUAUAACAUUUACUAUUUUCUGAGACAAAGAUGGUUCUAAGCCGAAUCCUCUCAGGCACUGCUUUAUCCUCACUCUUAGGGAGAUUUAGUAAUGCAGUACGUCUAAAUGCAUAAAAUAACUUCCUUUGUUAAAUCCAAGUCAUUUAUCUUCUAGUUUUGAUAUCACAUGCAAGAUAUAAAAACUCAAGUUAAUGGUAGAGUUUCCAUUGAAUAAAAGGACUUGCCUUAGGCAAUGGGUUGUGACAGAUCUGCAGUUCUGUGCAUACUAGCUUAAUUCCUGGAAUACACUGAUGUUAUCAGUAGGUCAUAAAAUAUUGCUGAGUCCAUAGCAACAAUUUGUCCUAUAACAGCCCUGAUUAUGAACCGUGCACUAGUCAAUGAAACGAUAGCAUGUCUUCAGUGAUUUGUUGUUCUUGAAUGUACAAAUUUCAUUCUUUGUCAUAAUCAAUUGAUUCUCUAAGAGCUGUUUCAGGGAGCAAAGUGACUAAUUUGAGUAGCUCUCCAAAGUUUAAACAUGAAACAGAAACAAAAAAGAAAACACCUGGAAAGCACAUACUCCCCCUAUGCUUCAAAAACGUCAAGAGGAAAGCUGAAUUUACAAAAAGAUGCUCUGCAACAUAGAUACAAGGUGCUGCGCCCAACUCAGGACCACAAAGCUGAGGAAGCUUCUUCUUCUUCCUCAGACUACUUCUCUUGUAUCUCAUCUGAAGACGAGCUCACUGGUACUGUACAGACACGGUUACACCAUGUUGGCCAGGCUGGUCUCAAACUCCUGAACUCAAGUGAUCUGCCUGCCUCAGCCUCUCAAAGUGCUAGGAUUACAGGAAUGUUAGACUCAGGUGAAUACCCUCCACAGUCUGGAUUCUCUGGCUUGGCCCAAGGCCACAGGUAGACAGCAGAGAACUCCAACUGAGAAUACAUCUCCUGCGACUCCUGUGUAUACAAAUUCAUUCAUGAUGAAUUCUGGAAUUCUCAAGAGGCUGCUCCUGAGACCUGCGUGGUGGUCCCAGCAUGGAGUCACGCAGCAGGAGAGAAUCCCUCCGCCUCAGAGAAUUGUUCCAGUGUCUCCUCUGCAACUUCCAAUGUCCUGUUCUAAGUGACCGGUACAGAGAAGUUAAACAUAGACAAGCUACCAAGAGGUUGCAAAGACAGGCUCAUACUGCAAGAAAUAAAGAUCUUACAUGAAGGGAGGAGCCAAGAUGGCCGAAUAGGAACAGCUCCGGUCUACAGCUCCCAGCGUGAAUGACACAGAAGACGGGUGAUUUCUGCAUUUCCAUCUGAGGUACCGGGUUCAUCUCACUAGGGAGUGCCAGACAGUGGGCGCAGGUCAGUGGGUGCAUGCAGCGCGCCACGUGCAAGCCUAAGCAGGGCGAGGCAUUGUCUCACUCGCGAAGCACAAGGGAUCAGGGAGUUCCUUUCCUAGUCAAAGAAAGUGGUGACAGACGGCACCUGGAAAAUCGGGUCACUCCCACCCGGAUACUGCGCUUUUCCGACGGGCUAAAAAAACGGCGCACCAGAAGAUUAUAUCCCAUGCCUGGAUGGGAGGGUCCUACGCCCAUGGAGUCUCGCUGAUUGCUAGCACAGCAGUCUGAGAUCAAACUGCAAGGCGGUAGCAAGGCUGGGGGAGGGGCGCCCACCAUUGCCCAGGCUUGCUUAGGUAAACAAAGCAGCCAGGAAGCUUGAACUGGGUGGAGCCCACCACAGCUCAAGGAGGCCUGCCUGUCUCUGUAGGCUCCACCUCUGGGGGCAGGGCACAGACAAACAAAAAGACAGCAGCAACCUCUGCAGACUUAAAUGUCCCUGUCUGACAGCUUUGAAGAGAGCAGUGGUUCUCCCAGCACACAGCUGGAGAUCUGAGAACGGGCAGACUGCCUCCUCAAGUGGGUCCCUGACCCCUGACCCGCGAGCAGCCUAACUGGGAGGCACCCCCCAGCAGGGGCAGACUGACACCUCACAUGGCAGGGUACUCCAACAGACCUGCAGCUGAGGGUCCUGUCUGUUAGAAGGAAAACUAACAAACAGAAAGGACAUCCACACCAAAAACACAUCUGUACAUCACCAUCAUCAAAGACCAAAAGUAGAUAAAACCACAAAGAUGGGAAAAAAACAGAGCAGAAAAACUGGAAACUCUAAAAAGCAGAGCGCCUCUCCUCCUCCAAAGGAACGCAGUUCCUCACCAGCAAUGGAAUAAAGCUGGACGGAGAAUGACUUUGACGAGCUGAGAGAAGAAGGCUUCAGACGAUCAAAUUACUCCGAGCUAUGGGAGGACAUUCAAACAAAAGGCAAAGAAGUUGAAAACUUUGAAAAAAAUUUAGAAGAAUGUAUAACUAGAAUAACCAAUACAGAGAAGUGCUUAAAGGAGCUGAUGGAGCUGAAAACCAAGGCUCGAGAACUAUGUGAAGAAGGCAGAAGCCUCAGGAGCCGAUGCGAUCAACUGGAAGAAAGGGUAUCAGUGAUGGAAGAUGAAAUGAAGUGAGAAGGGAAGUUUAGAG